Molecule: messenger RNA, 309 nt
Organism: Phaethon lepturus (White-tailed tropicbird)
Lineage: Eukaryota; Metazoa; Chordata; Aves; Phaethontiformes; Phaethontidae
Product: microtubule-associated serine/threonine-protein kinase 4-like
Exons: 3
Source: RefSeq, a predicted model, not a curated record
AUGUUGGCAAAAGCAGAUGGCAUCGAUUGCAAGCUUGAUCACAUAUUGUCCCCACCACCUCUGUCUUUUCAAAAAUUCAGCGGUCCUGAAGUCUCUUCUGGCCCUAGAAGGUCUUCCAAAUUUAAGAGGCAGCUCAGUGAAGACGGGAGACACUUCAGAAGAGGAAGCCUUGGAGGAGCUCUGACUGGCAAGUAUCUGCUUCCCAAUGCAACUGGACAACAGCUGUGGCAACCUGCAGAAACCUCUAACCUUGUUCGCAUGCGCUACCAAGCACUUGGGAAGUCAGCACCUUCACUUACUGUUAGUUUG